Apis florea (little honeybee) is the source of this 1068-nucleotide messenger RNA. RefSeq lists its product as uncharacterized. Lineage: Eukaryota; Metazoa; Arthropoda; Insecta; Hymenoptera; Apidae. The record is from RefSeq and is a predicted model, not a curated record.
ACCAAUGGAUGAAUUAUAAGAGUUAUUCGAAGAAUUCGAAGAGGCGACACGAAGAUUUGAUAGAUGAGACACGGUGUUUCGCAAUGUCUCGUUAUUCCUUAAUUUACGGUGUUGGUAUGAGGCAAAGGGGAGUGCAAAGGACUAAUUGACGCAAUAAAUCGAUAAUUACGAGGAACAACGUUGGAAACAUUCAGGCCAAUUAUACCGUCAGCCAAGGGGGCCCGUGUCCCAAGGGUGGGCGUGCCGGAUGCUGACCUUCUUGCACAAUGGCUGAGGCUGCACCAUCAGCGGAUAUGAUUCGAAGGGAUCAACCGGAGGCGCGGUCGGGCAUCCUAGAACGGUAUAUAAAGUCGGAUCAAAUCGUCCGUGGGCACACUCAGCAAUCGGUCGAUCGGGAAGAUGAAGGCCUUCGUGAUUCUGCUAGCCUCGUUCGCCUUCGUCGCGGCUGCGCCCCGUCAGCGUCGCGAUGCUAUUUGGGGCGGAUAUCACGGCGGUGGUUACGGUGGCCAUCUUGGUGGAUACGCUCACGGUGUAGCGAUCGCUGGUCCAGCCUUGGGACCAGCCAGUGUCGCUGGUCCUCACGUUGGAUCUACCAUGGUGGCAGCACCGUCCAUAGGACCGGCUAAGCUCUCUGGAUCGGUUGCUGGACCGGUGCACGUAUCCGGGGCUGUUGCCGGCUCUGCCGUUGUCACUGCUUCCGUUGCUGGGCCUGCUCACGUUGAAGGCUACGACGCUGGCCCCUACGAUGGCGGAAUCGGUGUCGGGUACGCCGGUCCAGCCUACAGUUACGCAGGAUAUCCCGAAUACGCGGGAGUUGGUGGCCACGGGGCGGUGAUAGCAGGUCCAGCAUCUCACGGUGCGAUUCUCGCAGGACCGGCAUCCCAUGGCGCCGUGCUUUCUGGCCCUCAUUCCGGAACCGCCGCGGUAUCCGGUCCCCACGCUGGAUCGGUGGUGAUCGCCGGUCCCUCGGGCAAAAUCACCGCCCACGGGACCGGUUAUGGCGCGAUCCAUUCUGGCCACUCCGGUCAUUGGUAACGAAUCCAACCUGUUUGGGAAAAAAGGAAAGGA